AUGCACCACCUGUGUCCGCGUUCCCGAGGGCACCCCUCUCUUUCAAGAGGAUUCGCGGCAUGUCAAGCCCUGGUAAGGUUCUUCGCUUUGCAUCGAAUUAAACCACAUGCUCCACCGCUUGUGCGGGCCCCCGUCAAUUCCAUUGAGUUUCAUUCUUGCGAACAUACUCCCCAGGCGGGAUACUUAACGCGUUAG
Messenger RNA from Triticum turgidum subsp. durum (durum wheat), 195 nucleotides. The record is from the annotation of a GenBank genome assembly. NCBI's taxonomy places the organism in Eukaryota, Viridiplantae, Streptophyta, Magnoliopsida, Poales, Poaceae.